Molecule: messenger RNA, 1493 nt
Organism: Brachypodium distachyon (stiff brome)
Lineage: Eukaryota; Viridiplantae; Streptophyta; Magnoliopsida; Poales; Poaceae
Exons: 3
Coding region: 303-608 (101 amino acids)
Source: RefSeq, a predicted model, not a curated record
CGAAUAAAUAGGGAGGAGAAGAACAGAAAAGCUGCUAACUUACGCAGCGCAAAACCCACCACGUGUAUGUGUGUGUUCUUGUGUUCAUCUCGUGUGAGCUGAGUGCCUGGUGAGUGAGAGUUGGUAACUUCAAGCGGUGGCAGGCGCGCGGUGGCGUUCCGCAUCUCGGGCGACAAGGGCACAAGACCUUCUUCUUGGGCUGCGGGUUCUACGGACCCGGCACGCAGGACACGCUCUGCGACGACGCCGGCCGCCGGCCGGCGACUGCUACAUCGAGGGCUCCAUCGACUUCAUCUUCGUCUAUGAUGGCCGCUCCCUACAAGCGUUGUUCUCCCGUGCGGCGCUGCUGGAGAUUCGUGCGAAAGCAUCGAGCGAUAGAAAAGGGCUCGCGGGGUGGCGGAGGCCGCGAAGGGCGACAGCAGAGGCGGCGCGGGGCGCGCAGGGCAGCGGCCGCGAAGGGCCACAGCGGCGCCGGCGUGGACCGCGUCUUCGUCGACCACCCAUUGUUCCUCGAGAAGGUUUGGGGCAAGACCGGCGAGAAGAUCUACGGCCCCGACACCGGCACGGAAUUAAAAAACAACCAGCUCCGCUUCAUGAUAAACGAGUGACUAUAAUCCGGUAAACAAUCGAUAUUAACUUGGUAAACAAACGAUAUGGCAAACGAGUGAUUUUUAACCUGAUUAACGAGUAACACUGACCUGGUAAAGGAGUGACUAUGACCCGGUAAAUAAACGAUAUGGUAAACGAGUGAUUUUAGACCUGAUUAACGAGUAACACUAACCUGGUAAAGGAGUGACUAUGACCCGGUAAACAAACGAUAUGAUAAACGAGUGAUUUUUAACCUGAUUAACGAGUAACACCAACCUGGUAAACAAGUGGUAUUAAUCUGGUAAACAAGUGACUAUAACCUGGUAAACGAGUGAUUAUAACCUAGUACUAAUAAACAAGUGAUAUAGCAAAGUGUCUAAGCAAAUAAAAGAUGUCAUCAGAUCAUAAAAAUACAUCCAAGUCAUCUAACGGGGACGACACACGCUAGUGUAAUCGCAUCCAAAAGAAAAACGGGACGCGAGUUGGGUGAAACGUGCGCUGCAUGAGUAGAUUGUUGUGCGCACAGUGGCCGAUGCACGCAUGUUGCGCUGCACGACUAGAUUGUUGUGCGCACGGUGGCAGCGGCAACGAUGCACGCAUGGCAACAGUUGCUGCGGAGCUAUGUAGCGCAGGCACAGGGGUUGCCGGAGCAAGCUCGGUCACAGGGACGAGGUAACAUAUCACGUUGUCGCGAUGGAGUAAGGUAUCAUGGUUACUCCUUUUAAGACAAGAUGUAACUUGCGCAAUAUGAUCCCAUAACCAAAGGGUCUGGUUUAACUUCUUUUUUUCAAAAAAUCUUGUUUUGAAGCACUCGUCUCUAACCGUGAAGAUGGGUCGUAAAUCCGACACACGGUUUGAGCUGUAUAAAAUUCUGAAGUUACGAAACGAACUGGUACAAAUGUGUU